Messenger RNA from Cuculus canorus (common cuckoo), 2432 nucleotides. Its product is annotated as UDP-glucuronosyltransferase 1A1. Gene Ontology annotation, molecular function: UDP-glycosyltransferase activity; hexosyltransferase activity. The transcript is spliced from 5 exons. The record is from RefSeq and is a predicted model, not a curated record. Bases 95 to 1678 code for a protein of 527 amino acids. Lineage: Eukaryota; Metazoa; Chordata; Aves; Cuculiformes; Cuculidae.
GCUUAUUAAACCAGUCGGUUUCCUUCAAAAGCGUGUUCAGGCUACUGCUGGAAGGAGAAGAAUCUCUCAUAGUCUGUGUUCUAAACACAGGAACAUGACUUUGUGGCUUUGCUGUGCCUGGACUUUUCUCCUCCUCCUUCCUGGCCUCUCAGAUGGUGGGAAGCUCCUGGUGGUGCCCAUGGUUGGAAGCCACUGGCUUAGCAUGAAGGAAGUAGUUGAAAAGCUCAGCGAGAAAGGACAUGAAGUGGUGGUGAUUUUACCAGAAGUCAGCUGGCAGAUGGAAACAACGCAGGCAUACACGGUGAAAACAUACCCAGUGUCUCUCCCUUUACAAGAUCUGGAUAAUGCUUUUCAACAGUAUGCUGGUGCUCACCUGAAGGAACAGACUUUCCCACUGAACAUUCCAGAGCUGUACAAGUACUCGGUGAAUGUUUUCAAGACGUUCUUUACUCAAUGCAGGGACCUGUUCAACAGCAAGGAGACCCUGCAGUACAUCAGUCAAAGCAACUUCGAUGCUGUCCUAACAGACCCUGCCUUUAUGUGCGGUGCAAUAGUUGCUAACUAUUUUUCUCUUCCAUUUGUAUUCUUCAUGAGAGGAUUUCCUUGCAGCUUACACUAUACAGCACCGCAGUGCCCAAACCCUCUGUCCUACAUCCCAAGACUAUUUACCUUCAACUCAGACCGCAUGACUUUUUUCCAGAGGGUGGAAAAUGCACUGGUUUCCCUCCUGGAGCCUAUGUACUGUAAUGGUUUCUACGAAGAUGCAUUAAAGCUUUCCUCUGAAGUUCUUCAGAGAGAUGUGUCCCUGACCGAACUCGUGAGCUCUGCUUCCAUUUGGCUUCUGAGAUUUGACUUUGUGUUUGAGUACGUCAGACCAGUGAUGCCCAAUAUGGUCUUUAUUGGAGGCAUAAACUGUGGUCAGAAGAAACCACUGCCUAAGGAAUUUGAAGCUAUUGUGAACGCCUCUGGAGAACAUGGCAUCAUUGUCUUCUCUCUGGGCUCCAUGGUCUCUGAGAUCCCUAUGAAGAAAGCCAAAGAAAUCGCCGAUGCCUUGGGCUCAGUGCCUCAGACGGUUUUGUGGCGCUACACGGGAGAGGUACCCCCCAACCUGCCGAAAAACGUAAAGCUUCUCAAAUGGCUGCCACAGAAUGAUCUUCUAGCUCACCCUAAGACUCGUGCCUUUAUUACCCACGGAGGCUCACACGGUAUUUACGAGGGCAUAUGCAAUGCGGUGCCAAUGCUUGUAAUGCCUUUAUUUGGAGACCAGAUGGACAACGCCAAGCGAGUAGAGUCACGAGGAGCGGGACUGACACUGAAUAUACUUGAAAUGACUUCGAAGGACAUAUCCACCGCCCUGAAAGCAGUUAUUAAUGAUAAAAAGUACAAAGAGAACGUCCAGCGUCUCUCAGACCUUCAUCUUGACAGACCCAUCCACCCCCUGGACCUGGCUGUGCACUGGGUGGAGUUCGUAAUGAGACACAAAGGAGCGCCCCACCUGCGUCCCGCUGCUCACGACCUGAACUGGAUCCAGUACCACUCCUUGGAUGUCAUCGCCUUCCUCCUCGCCGUGGUCCUCCUCUCCCUCUUCAUUUCCCUGAAGUGCUGCCUGUUCUGCUGCCGCAGGUGCUGCUGUAAGAAGGGAAGAACAAGAAAGCCAAUCAAAUCAAAGUCCCACUAACAGAUGAAACCAGUGGUAGGAGAUAAAGCCUCCGCUCCAGACCUGAAGGAUCAGAGAACAUCUCAAAUUUCAUUGAAAUAAUCACCAACUUUCAGUCGAGAAAUAAUAGUCACUUUAAACUAGCACCAUGGGAGAGGUUGUUUCACGGAUAUGAUUUUUGCCUUUAAUUAAGAAUCGGGUUUUGAAAAUAAUUGGGAUAGGAGUGCUUCAGUCACUUGGGAAGAUACUAGUGUGAAGUCCAAGGCUCUUGACUUCCACGUCUUUGUGUACAAAGAACUCAUGGUGACAGUUUUUUUUUUAACCUCUAUAUGAAAUGUAAAGGGAUUUCAGUAAGACUGUGCUUCAAGGGCUUUAGGAGAACCACCUCCUCGUGUGUAAGGCUGUCAGGUUUAUCAAGCACUUUGAAAUCUUUGUAUAUCUGUUGGUAUAGAAGAGGCAGUUGUCAUACGCUGACAAUACACGUCACAUAAGCCAAGCUAGACACGCACAUCUUAAAUGGGUUUUGUGUGUGUGUUUACAAUGCCCUGAACUCGAGUAAGGUUUUGGCAGGCAAGUGGUUGUAAACCCACUGGUGUUUCACUCAGGUUCCCGCAAUCAGGUAGAGUGCUAUUGUUUGGAGCUUACCUGGUAGGUGAUGAGAUCUCUGUAAGCAUUGUUUACAAAACCCAACUGAUCUACUCUUUGAAGUGAUGCUCAGGUAAAGACCCAAACCCCGGUCCUAUAAAUAAAUCCCCAAUACUAACAAUAGCGGCUC